Molecule: messenger RNA, 2653 nt
Organism: Ictalurus punctatus (channel catfish)
Lineage: Eukaryota; Metazoa; Chordata; Actinopteri; Siluriformes; Ictaluridae
Gene: rnaset2l
Product: ribonuclease T2, like
Exons: 8
Coding region: 1561-2250 (229 amino acids)
Biological process (GO): RNA catabolic process
Cellular component (GO): extracellular region
Molecular function (GO): RNA binding; ribonuclease T2 activity
Source: RefSeq, a predicted model, not a curated record
ACACACACAACUAAUAUUGGCACCCUUGGUAAAUAUGAGCAAAGAAGGCUGUGAACAUUUUAUUUAAUUGGUUAACCUUUGGAUCUUUUGUUCAAUAAAUUUACAAAAAUACUCUGCUCUCAUGGAUAUAAAACAAUUGCAAACAAAACACAGGUUUAUCAAAAAAAAAAAAAAAGUUAAAUAUAGGUGUGCAACAAUUAUUGGCACCCUUUUAGUCAGCACUUUGUGCUACCUGCCUUUGACAAGAUAACAGCUCUGAGUCUUCUCCUAUGAUGCCUGAUGAGUUGGAGAAUACAUGGCAAGGGAUCUGAGACCAUUCCUCCAUACAGAAUCUCUCCAGAUCCUUCACAUUUGGAGGUCCACGCUGGUGGACUCUCCUCUUCAGUUCAUCCCACAGGUUUUCUAUGGGUUUCAAGUCAGAGGACUGGGAUGGCCAUGGCAGGACCUUGACUUUGUUGUCAGUAAACCAUUUUUUGUGUUGAUUUUGAUGUUUUUAAUCAUUGUCCUGCUGGAAGAUCCGCCCAUGGCCCUUGUGAAGCUUUCUGGCAGAGACAGUCAGGUUUUCAUUUAAUAUCUGUUGACAUUUGAUUCCAUGAUGCCAUGUAUCCUAAUAAAAUGUCCAGGUCUUCUGACAGAAAAACAGCCCCAAAACAUUAAAGAUCCACCACCAUAUUUAACCGUGAGCAUGAGGUACUUUUCCAUAUGGCUACCUCUCUGUGUGCACCAAAACCACCUCUGGUGUUUAAAACCAAAAAGCUCUAUUUUGGUUUCAUCUGACCAUAGAACCCGAUCCCACUUGAAAUUCCAGUAGUGUCUGGCAAACUGAAGAUGUUCGAGUUUGUUUUUGGGUGAGAGUAGAGGCUUUUUUCUUGAAACCUUUCCAAACAACUUGCGGUGAUGUAGGUGACGUCAGGUUGUGGUUUGGAGACUUUCUGACCCCAAGAUGCAACUAACUUCUGCAAUUCUCCAUAUGUGAUCCUUGGAGAUUUUUUGGCCACUUGAACCAUCUUCUUCACAGUGUGUUGAGACAGUAUAGACACACGUCCAAUUCCAUGUUGAGUAAUAGCAUUUCCAGUUGACUGGAACUUCUUAAUUAUUGCCCUGAUGGUGGAAAUGGGCAUUUUCAAUGCUUGUGCUAUUUUCUUAUAGCCGCUUCCCAUUUUGUGAAGCUCAACACCUACCAAGGGUGCCAAUAUUAGUGGAAGGCAUGGUAUAUGUUAACAAAUACAGUAAUUAUGCCGAUGUCUUCAUUAAAAAAAAGCUAAUAAUGUUUUAGUCUAACUUUUUUUUUUUUUUUAACUUGACUAAAUAUUUUGUGUAGCACAUUUCGACAGAAAUGCCUAUGGGCUGUUACUUGCUUGAUUAAAAGAUUAGACAGAAAUGGCUUGUUUUUGUGUGUGUAACAAGUUUGGACAGACAUGUCUUGCAUCUGAGGGGGAACACCACUCAAUGGACUAAUAAUAGUGAUUUACCGCUAAUAUAUUUCUAAAAAAAAACAAAAAAAAAAAACAUGCAUUAACUGGGUUAACUUUAUAUUUCAAAGACAGUUUUUAACUCUAAAUGUCCAUGUUCAGCUCUUGUAACUGGACUUGCAUGCUCUUCACACUGCAGUGGCCAGGAAGCUUCUGUCUGAGCAUCGACAAUAAAAACAUUUGCCGGAUACCACAGGAUAUCCAGGAGUGGACCAUCCAUGGCCUUUGGCCUUUGAAAGAUCAUUACUGCUGUGCAUGUUGGCCAAUAUUUCAUUCUCAUCUUCAGGAAUUGGAGCCAGAAAUCUCCCAGCUUUGGCCUUCAUUUAUAAAAACAAGGAGCGACUUCGCAUUCUGGAAAGACGAAUGGAUUAAACAUGGAACGUGUGCAGGCUGUGUGGAGAACAUGGGUUCUCCGGUUCUCUACUUCAAGACAGUUCUCAAGCUCCGGCUGCUCUUCGACGUUGAUAGUGCCUUGGCAAACGCAGGCAUUAAACCUUCCUGCAAUGUUUCCUAUAAGCAUGAUGCCCUGCAUGGUGCACUGGAACCACUUCUUGGAGAUAACUUUGUGUUACAGUGUGUGACGGAUGGGAAGGAAAGAGAGGCAUGGGUGCAGUUAAAGAUCCAGGUCUCUAAGAACGCGACUCUUGGAUGCCGGGCGACAGAGGAACUCGAGAGCAACAAGGUCACAAACACUACUUACGGACACCCCUGCCCUACAAACACCACCAUUUUCUACUUCCCUAUAAACCAUAAGCAUCCAAAACAACCAUGCACCUGAUCACAGCAUUAAUCAGUGCUGUCUCAGGUACCCACUAAGAGGACUUCAUGCAACAUGCUACCCUGAGUAACCUGCUUAUAUGCUAGUCAGUAUGAAGAGACUUAACAGUUGUUAAGCCACAAUUUAAGACUGUAAGGGUAAAAAUGGAGCAUGUUCAUAUAGCCACUGUACAUGAAUCAUGUUAAAAGAAUGUCUAAAGCAUUGCAAAUUGCAGUUUUUUAAAUUGUAUUUUUUUAUUGACAUGGAAUCCAUUUGCCAGAAAGCAAGACAUCAGUGAUGAUCUACAGCCACUAUAACACUGACUAAUAAAAAAAAAAAAAAAAAAUGCAAGUCAUUUGAAUUACCUCUUGAUUUAACUCUAUGAUGGGACACAAAACCACAAAUAAAAAAUAUUCAUGUCUGA